Messenger RNA from Engraulis encrasicolus (European anchovy), 1988 nucleotides. It is a transcript of the gene slc2a9l1, whose product is annotated as solute carrier family 2 member 9, like 1. Gene Ontology annotation, molecular function: hexose transmembrane transporter activity. The transcript has 12 exons. Gene Ontology annotation, cellular component: plasma membrane. The coding region runs from base 31 to 1503 and encodes 490 amino acids. Gene Ontology annotation, biological process: monosaccharide transmembrane transport. Lineage: Eukaryota; Metazoa; Chordata; Actinopteri; Clupeiformes; Engraulidae. The record is from RefSeq and is a predicted model, not a curated record.
CACAGCUGAGAACAAGACGUCUCCUAGACCAUGGCCAGCCUUUUGAAACACCUAGUCCAGGGUAAUGCUAUGUUCUUCAUCAUCGUGCUGGGGAUGGGAGGAACAUUCCAGAAUGGAUUCCAUGUCACAGUUAUCAGCUCACCCUCACCGUUUGUGAAGCGCUUCAUUAACAGCAGUUGGUCAGAGCGCUAUGGGCCGCCACACCCAGACACAGUCACCUUCCUCUGGUCGGCUGUGGUGGCUUUCUUUGCUGUUGGAGGACUCCUGGGGUCAAUCAGUUUGAGGAUGAUCACUGACAAGUUGGGAAGAAAGAAGGCCAUGAUAUGGAACAAUGUGAUCAGCAUUGUUGCUGCAGCUAUCAUGCUCUCCAGCAAAUAUGCAAACUCAUUUGAAAUGAUCCUCCUUUCACGAUUACUGUUUGGGUUUGCAUCAGGUUUAGGCGGUAAUGUCCAUGCCAUCUAUCUGGGUGAGAGCUCCCCUAAGAAAAUAAGGGGAUUGGUAACGCUCACAUCAGCAACGUUUGUUUCCAUUGGGAAACUGUCGGGACAGUUUGCAGGCCUGCAGGAAAUUUUAGGUCGCGAGGAUUGGUGGAACUUCCUUCUUUGUGCCCCGACGGUUUUUGCCGUAGUCCAGCUGAUCGUCCUCCCCUUCUUUCCCGAGGCGCCACGGUAUUUGCUCAUCGAGAAAGACAAUGCAGAGGAAUGUCGGGCAGCGCUCCAGUGUCUGUGGGGUCCAGGGAGCUACGAGAAGGAGAUGGAGGAGAUGGUGGCGGAGCAGAAGGCCAUCGGGGGCGAGCGCUCCCGGAGCCUGCUGGAGCUGCUGAGGGACAGGAGAGUACGCUGGCAGAUCCUCACUAUGCUGGUGCUCCAUGGAUGCAUCCAGUUCUGUGGUAUCUCAGCUCUCAGUUCCUUCGCCUAUAACAUCUUCCAGGAGGCUGGCAUUCCCGAGGAGAGGAUCCGCUACAUGACGAUGGGCAUAGGGGCAUCCGAGGUGCUCACCUCCAUCACAUGUGGCCUGCUGAUUGACAGUGUUGGGAGGCGGGUGCUGUUGUGGAGGGGCUUUGCUGGCAUGUCGGUGCUCAUGGCCUCCAUCACUGUGGCGCUCUGUCUGCAGGACUACGCCUUUUGGAUUCCUUACUGCACCAUUGCAUUGUUUUUCCUCUUUGUCAUCUUCUAUGGUGGAGGACCAGCUGGAGUGCAGCCUUCACUCAGUCAUGAGAUCUUCAUCCAGUCGUGUCGGCCCGCUGCCUUCGUCUUCAGUGGGAUCCUGCGUUGGUUGGGCUUCGCCAUUAUGGGAUUCGCCUUCCCCUUUCUCAUAGCCCUACUAAAGUCCUACACCUUCCUGAUCUUCUCCGGGGCCUGCAUGUUUGGGGCGCUGUACAUUUACUUGGUGGUGCCGGAGACCAAGGGCAAGACCCCGCUGGAGAUCUCAGAGGAGUUUAAUGCCAUCAAACUCUGGAGGUCUCACAAGAAGGAGCAGAUGAGUUUGGAGACAAAGUUGUAGAGUUUCUUCUACAUGCCUGUGACAUGGGGACUUCUCUUUUAUCUCUCUCUCUCUCUCUCUCUCUCUCUCUCUCUCUCUCUCUCUCUCUCUCUCUGUGUGUGUGUGUGUGUGUGUGUGCGUGCAUGUACACACAAGCGAGCGUGUGUAAAGACUUCAUAUUUGUGCAGACUAGUCUGAUAGCUGCACAUCAACAGCACUUUAGUCUUACCACCUGGACUGAGUAUCACAUCUACCUGUAAGGAAUAUGACUGUUAACUCUAUGAACUGACUGUAUGAAAUGAUUUAUUCUUUUACACAUACAGUAUGUGUGGCAUGAGAACUGAAAACAGUAGAUGAUUUUUUUUCACCGGACGUUUUUAGAAGAUGAGGAAAUACCCAUCUCUUUUGACUGACUAAUAAAACAAGGUCUAUAUCGGAAAGAUUUCAAAUGUCUUAUGCUUUACAUAGGGCCCACUCUUUUUAAGCACAACAUAACGUUCUGAACA